AAGCAGAGCGAGCCUCUGGAAUCUUGAACCAGUUUGGCUUCAUGGAAAAAAAGUGUCGGUAUGAAGGGGAAAUCACGUAGAAGAUAGAGAGGAACACGGAGCGGGAUUAAAAAGAAUCUGAGAAGAGUGAGGUAGAGGGACUGUGAGGAAGAUGAAGGAGCCAAACAAGCCACCUGCUGUUUAAUGCAGAGACACUGCUAGCAUGUGGCUGCCUGUGCAGAGUGGUUCCCUCUCCUCUCUCCAGCUGACUGCUGCAGGAUCUGCACCCAAGUCCCUGCCUGCUCCCUUAUCUAUCUCCCAGCAGGAGCUUCAAGCAGAAACUUAUUCCACUUAAACAGGACCUCUGUAUUACUUUAUGCCGGCUGACACACUGACCUUCAGGAAAACUCUAUUGGACUUGGAUUGCUUGGAGCCUCGUGAAGAACAGAGGCGACCUAUGUGGGGCUCAGGAAGUGUAAACCGACCCGGGCCGGUCCCUGCCUUCCUCAGGAGCCCGCCUGUCAUCCCACCCCCACUUGACAUGAAGCCCUUCCUCCAGUUCCCCCUGGAGUCACCUCACCCAGCCAGUAUUGGUCUCUUCCCUAAUUUUAACACAAUGGACCCUGUCCAGAAGGCUGUGAUGACGCACACAUUUGGGCCACCUAUAGUGAAGACAAAGCGUCCAAUCAUUUCCUGCAACGUCUGUCAAAUACGAUUCAACUCAGAGAGCCAGGCAGAGGCCCACUACAAGGGGAAUCGUCAUGCUCGGAGGGUGAAGGGGAUCGAGACGUCCAAGACAGCUCGUCUUCUAGAUGGUGACAAGCAGCAUCCUCCUCCAACUGCUUCACCUUCCCCAACAGGCCCCUCACCACCCACCCCAGAACAAGAUCUAAAGCAGGAUGACAUUCAAUCCUGUUCCAACUCCAGCAAGUCACCUUUGACCACAAGCCAACUUCCAACACCCACCCUGAGCUCUACAGAUGCAGAGUGCCCCCUCUUGCCUUCCAUCAGCAUGUCCUUGUCAUCCUCUCCCUCACCCUCUGCCGUGGAUCCAGCUGUGCCUGGUCUUCCUGACACACCGUCCCCAGCACCCAGCCCUUCAUCAGGGGAGUCAGAGGAAGAGAAAGCCAAAAAGCUUCUCUACUGUUCCCUGUGCAAAGUAGCUGUUAAUUCCCUCUCACAACUGGAGGCACACAACAAAGGUACCAAACACAAAACCAUUCUGGAGGCACGCAGCGGACUGGGCCCCAUUAAGGCAUACCCGCGUCUGGGUCCUAAACCCAGCCCAGAGCUAGGAGGGGACCUGUCCUCUGACCCCAACGCUCAGGAACGUACAUUUCACUGUGAGAUCUGCAACGUCAGAGUCAACUCAGAGCUGCAGCUCAAACAGCAUAUAUCCAGCCGGAGGCACCGGGAUGGAGUUGCAGGGAAACCUAAUCCUCUUCUCAGUCGACACAAGAAGCGCACAGAUUUUAUGGAACUUCCAAAAACUCUGGGGGCUGGACUUUUACCAAGUCCUCUGGCUGUUGCUGCAGCAAUGGCAGCUGCAGCAUCCUCCAAUCAGCUGGCGUUACGUCCUCCUGGUCCCACCUCCCACCCUCAUCCCCAUCACCACCUCCUGCAGGGAACACCCCUCAGCCUGCUGAGACCCGCUCCAGGUCCAAUUCGCACCACGCAUGGGCCAAUCCUCUUUACUCCUUACUGAUGCGAAGGAUGAGGACAAAUCAGGAAGAAGCACACUGUGAAGUGGUGGCCUGCAACCGUUUGUUGACAAGAGCUUCAUUUAGCUGGCGUGGUUCCUGCGGUGGACUGUGACUCUUUAUGUGCAAUCUCUGGUUGCAGACCACUUCUGUUACCUUGAAAAACUGAACAAUGGUAAAACUGACAAAUCUCAGAUAUUUCAGAGACUUAGUAUGUCCAUCCUCCCCAGUUCAUCACUCUACUGUCUGCCAAUCAACAAGCUGAUUCUGCAGAUAGUUUAAAAAUAGACAUGAUCAAGCAUGGACUUUUUUGAGCAUCCUAAAAUCUAGACUUCAUCUGACAUACGAUCCACUGUACCUGAAUCAAAACCCUACCUCUCUUAUUUUUCCAGUGUUCACCUCUGCAAAGAUUUAUGACAUAUCCAAAGCAUUAAUGUUGCCUGCUGGGUUAGAAAUAGUAAUUGCUUCAGAUGUUAGCUGGUAUCAUACAGUAGCUGUCACAGUAUAGUGGAUUGUACCACUGUUCAGUCCUGUUUUUGUAGCAUAUCAAGAGAAAAAGGUAGAAACCUCUUGUGUACUGUUUCUACAGUACACAUUUCUCUGUUCUGUAUUUCUACAUCCUCACAGCAUGACUGUAUGGUCUAUAUGUACCACUGGAGGGCAGAAACAGGAAGUACAAAAAGAGGAACAUGCCUACAGUAAGUAGAAAUACUAUGUCCACAAUCUGAAGUGAUGAGUGCAUCAACCCUCUCUGAGUUGGCAAAAUGGAGCAGAGGUAAUUGCUUUUGGUGCACUAUUUAGCUAUUCAAGGUUUCUUAUAAAGGUGUGUGUAAAAUGCUGUGAGGUUGGAAUGAAUGACAAAAGAACAAGAGAGAAAACCAAAUCAGUUUUUUUUGUAGGGCAAGUUAAGAUUCUACCAUCCCCACUUAUAAAGAUGUUUCACCAGAUUCCCUCUGAAUGGCCCACAACAGCCACCAGCCUUUGCAUAACUAUCCUCGAAGCACAUUAGGAAAAGUCUGUGAUGCAAAGCCUUUGUGUAAACAGCUUCAGUAUACUUUCAAUGACCAUGUUUUAUUUUUGUAUUCGGAGCAUACUGUGCAAAACUGUCAGGCUUCUGUGACUUUGAUGGUUUCACUGUGAGCACAGCAGAAAAAUGGUUGAUUCAUGGCUGUAGCAGCAUGGUAUUUGCAUUACCUGCACAUUUGAUUAUGCAGACCACAUUUCAUCACAACCCAUGGGAGGUGUGAGGAAAACAGUUAGAUGAAAGACACCAGCAUUAUGUUACAGAAGGAGAAGAAGAGGACCACAUGCCCAAGUGAGUAGUUGUAUGCAAAAAACAACACACUGCGUUAGUGCUGUAGUACUGUAAUGGGAUAAAAGUAUUUAGGCUGUCUGCUCUGCCUUGUGUGCUUCCUACAUGACCCUGGACUAUCCCAGUGAAAAUUCUCAUGAUGGCUUGUAAAACAUUAGAAGGAAGCUUUACAAAAAGA
This is a messenger RNA of Cheilinus undulatus (humphead wrasse), 3169 nucleotides long. RefSeq names its product zinc finger protein 385A-like. Gene Ontology annotation, cellular component: nucleus. Gene Ontology annotation, molecular function: nucleic acid binding; zinc ion binding. Lineage: Eukaryota; Metazoa; Chordata; Actinopteri; Labriformes; Labridae. Bases 356 to 1684 code for a protein of 442 amino acids. The transcript is spliced from 8 exons. The record is from RefSeq and is a predicted model, not a curated record.